Messenger RNA from Dioscorea cayenensis subsp. rotundata (Guinea yam), 2407 nucleotides. Its product is annotated as protein ACTIVITY OF BC1 COMPLEX KINASE 1, chloroplastic. The transcript has 14 exons. Gene Ontology annotation, molecular function: ATP binding; protein kinase activity. Bases 102 to 2075 code for a protein of 657 amino acids. Gene Ontology annotation, biological process: protein phosphorylation. The record is from RefSeq and is a predicted model, not a curated record. Lineage: Eukaryota; Viridiplantae; Streptophyta; Magnoliopsida; Dioscoreales; Dioscoreaceae.
ACCUCCUUUUCCUUAUCAUCUGGUUAGUCUUUUUGUGACACCCUAAAAAACACAUCUUUUGUGCGAGCUGUUACUGCUGUUGCUGUAGUUCACGGCUGCAGAUGGAGGUCUGUGUGGCCACGAUUGGGAUGAUCCAUUCUGAUACGGGAGGCCUUCGCCUCAAUCGAGAAUGGAACCGUCGUCAGCGUCAUCAAGUAAGAACACUGUCAACGUUUAGGAUUUCAAAUUCGGCUUCAACGACCCCGUCAACAAGCAGUGCGUUGCUGCUGGGAAAGCCAUCCUUAGGCAGCAGUGCCAUGGAGCAGCUGGAUAUCGAGCGUGGUGUCUGCAUUCCUUUCCGCAAGUACACCCCCGAAACAGUCAGGAACAAGGUCCUGGAAUCUAGAGGGGCUAUCCUGUCUUUGCUCGCCCGUGGUGCCCAGAUUGUCUGGAAUUUGGGAUUCUACUGGUCUGCGCUCACCUAUGACUGCCUGGUUGGUCGUGAUGAGGAGGUUGUCCCUUACCGUGCACGCCAGCUUCGCAACCUUUUGUGUGAUCUUGGGCCAUCUUUCAUCAAAGCCGGCCAGGUUCUGGCCAACAGACCUGACAUAAUUCGAGAGGAUUAUAUGAAUGAACUUUGCAUCCUCCAAGAUGAUGUCCCCCCUUUCCCCAACCAGGUGGCGUUUGCCAUUAUUGAAGAUGAACUUGGGCAACCUCUUGAGAAGGUAUUCAGCAAGAUUUCAUCACAAACUAUAGCAGCAGCAAGUUUGGGUCAAGUUUACCGUGCCACCCUGCGAGAGACAGGAGAGGAUGUUGCCAUCAAGGUGCAACGACCAGGAAUAGAACCAAUAAUCUACCGGGAUCUGUUUCUGUUCCGUACCCUAGCAUCUUUUUUGAACGGAAUCAGUCUACAAAAGCUUGGUUGCAAUGCAGAGCUAAUUGUUGAUGAGUUUGGGGAAAAGCUUCUGGAAGAGCUUGACUACACAUUGGAGGCACGAAAUAUUGAGGACUUCAUAGAAAACUUUAAAAAUGAUCCGACAGUCAAGAUUCCUCGAGUUUAUAAAAAGCUUUCAGGCUCACGUGUUUUAGUAAUGGAGUGGAUUGAUGGCAUUCGAUGCACUGAUCCACAGGCUAUUAAAGAAGCAGGGAUUGAUGUCAAUGGUUUUCUAACUGUUGGAGUAAGUGCUGCUCUGAGACAAUUGCUAGAGUUUGGAUUAUUUCAUGGUGACCCACAUCCUGGAAAUAUAUUUGCCAUGCGUGAUGGUCGCAUUGCUUAUGUUGAUUUUGGAAAUGUGGCUGUGCUUAGUCAGCAAAACAAACAAAUUCUCAUUGAUGCUGUUGUCCAUGCUGUUAAUGAAGAUUAUGUUGAGAUGGCAAAUGACUUCACUAGGCUUGGUUUUCUUGCAAGUGGAACUGAUGUCUCACCAAUUAUUCCAGCUUUAGAAGCAAUUUGGCAGAAUUCAUCUGGAAAAGGAUUGUCUGACUUCAACUUUCGGAGUGUCACUGGGAAGUUCAAUCAGCUUGUGUACCAGUACCCUAUUCGUAUUCCAGAAAGGUUUUCACUUGUUAUUCGUUCUUUGUUAACACAAGAAGGCAUUUGUUUCACACUAAAGCCAGAUUUUAAAUUUCUUGAGGUUGCGUAUCCAUAUGUUGCAAAACGUCUUCUAACAGAUCCAAAUCCUGCACUACGUGAACGACUCAUUCAGGUUCUGUUCAAGGAUGGAGUGUUCCAGUGGAAAAGGCUUGAAAAUCUCAUAGUCCUUGCUAAGGAAAAUGUGGCUAAGAUGAACAAUAAUCCAGCAUUGCAAGUGAAAAACAGGUCAAUGAAUUGGCAAGUCCAAAAGAAAUUGGACCUUACAGAUACUAUCCGAGAUGGAGCAAGGAUGUUCUUGGUUGAUGCUGGUAUUAGACGACAACUUCUGAUGGCUUUUACAGAAGAUUCCAAGCUUCACAUUCAAGAGCUUUUUGAUGUGUAUCGAUUAGUUCAAGAUGAAAUUGAUGUUUCUUCAGUUGCAUUGGAGGUCCUGAGAGAUUUACCUGAGGUUACAAGAGAGUUUAUGCUCUCAUGGAGUGAGUCUGUUCUUUCAGACCGCUAAGCAAAGCCAUCCAGCGCAUACAACUUAGCAGAGCACUCAGGCGUAGCUCUGUAUACAAAGCGCAGACAGAACUAUGAAUACCUUUUAUCCAAACCUGUCUGUCCUCUUUUGACUCAUCAAAUGCGAACAGAUCAACAUGUAAUUAAUUGUACAGAACUUGUCACAAGUGGUUGGUUUGCGCUUUCUGCACUUGAAAUGCACCAUACCAUAGGAGGGAUUUUCUGAGAGAUGUAAAGAAAAUAAUAUACCCAGUGUUAGGCUGUUAGCGUGCUAUUAAAAAUUUAUUUGUUUCUUUAUUUUUUAUUUAUAUUAUUAUUAUUAUUUGUGAGUUU